Molecule: messenger RNA, 4707 nt
Organism: Bombus huntii
Lineage: Eukaryota; Metazoa; Arthropoda; Insecta; Hymenoptera; Apidae
Product: zinc finger protein 800
Exons: 10
Coding region: 263-2860 (865 amino acids)
Source: RefSeq, a predicted model, not a curated record
AACUUCUAGGUUUCGGAAAAAUGGAGGUCGCAGCUUGAUCGAAAUCGUGGAUCCACCUCGUUUAAGAAGAGUUAAAUUGCGUUAUUUUUUUGUGGGAUAAUACAGUUCUAAUACGUUUCCUUGAUUCUUGGUAUUCUAUUUUAUUUAUAAAUUCAAAAUCUAUAAAGUAAAGACCGAUUUUUACGCAGUAAAAUGCAGGAGAGACGGUACAUCUCUAUUUUUUAACAAGAUAAUACGUUGGAUAUACAACGCUCAAUACAAAAUGAAAUCAAAGACAAAAGCUAAAAAAUCAAAUGGGAAAUUUGGGAAAGUUAAAUUUUCUCCUAAAGGAAUUACUUCUGUAAAUCCAGACUUAUCACAACUACAUCCGCCUAUAGACAUAAGUGAUUCGACUUUAUAUCGUGUGAGCAAAAUUUUAGAAAAUGGCAGUGAUGAAGUUAGAUCUAUUCUGGCAUAUGAAUGUGAUUUAGUAUAUGAAUGUCGCAUAUGCCGAAGCCUUUUUAGAAGUUUGGUCAAUUUUAUUUCUCAUAAACGUGUCUAUUGUAAAGAAAAAUUUGAUGUUACAUUUGUUAGGGACUCCUCCAACGAUUAUGAUAUAACUUCUACGAAUAAUUUAGACAUACAAAAAACGCAGGGCCUAUUUAAAGAAGGAUGUGGAAAUGAUCGAAUUUUAAGAAGUCAAGCUUGCAAACAAAAGGAAAAGAAGGAUCUCACCGCGAUUGUUAAUACGCUGCAGAAAAAACAAAUAGAGAACAUACAAACAAACACUCAACGAUUAUGUUUGGAGACUGUACAUUCAAAUUCAUCGGCAGUAUAUCAAACUGUUGAAUCAGUGUUUUCAACUGAGAGUAAUACAGAUUUAAUGAAAGCACAGGUAACAGAGCUAAAAAAUAUAAAUGAGAGGACUGUAAUGUUAGAUCUGAAUGGCCAAGUCUUAGAAUUUAGUCAAAAGUUGAGUGGUAAUACAGUAACUCAAGUUCGUAAUAAUGAAGAAAGUGAUAAGGAAGUUAUUUGUCCUAUAUGUUAUGCAAAAUUUUCAACGAAAAAAACAUUAACAGUUCACACAAGGACACUACAUACAUCUCACAGGUUAUGUUACCCAUGUCCUUGCUGUUCUAGUACAUUUGCAAAUACGUGGAGUGUUUAUAGGCAUCUCUUUAAAGUUCAUAGAAAAUCUAAUGAACAAGUGAGGAAACUCAGAUCACAAAUUCAAGAGAAAGCAUUUAUUAAAGAUACUACCAUUGCUGAAGAUUUACAAAAGGAGGAUGCUCAAAAAACUUUAGUGAAUAGUGCACUAAGGGCUAAUGAAACACAGGAAUGGAUAGAUCAGUUAGAAUUGGAUACAGAGUUACAAAGAUGUGGUGGAUGUGGAAAGAGAUUUGAUAGAAAAGCAGCGUUAUCAGCUCACUUGCAAUAUUGUAAUAGGCGUGUUGCAGCAUAUGAAAGUAUAACUAAAGACAAAAAGAUCAAUAAAAUUCCAUCAAAUGAUGUUUCAAAUGGAAAUACUAAUGAAACAUCUAUUCGCGUGGAAGCAGUUGCCAGUUUAAGUAAAGCCGACUGGGAUAUGUUAAAUAGCGAAGGAUUAGUUUCACAAAAUGUAUCUAAUGGAAAUAUUGCAAGAAUCCUUACAAAUGGAGUACAAGAAAACUUGGUGAAAGACGAUCUUUCUUCUGCAAGUGAUGUUUCUGACCCUUUAGAAAUUGUGUAUACUAGUAUAAACAAACAUAAAGCUAAUAUUGGAAGCAAGAAACGAAAAAAUAAGGAAAGUACAAAAAGAUUGAGUAAUAAUGCAGAAAAUAUUGCAAAAGGCAUAUCCGUAGAAGCGAACGUUGGGCAUGACACAGCAACUGAAAAACUGGAUCAUGUAUUAUCAAUGGAAAAGAAAGUAGCUUCAAUAGUAAACUUUGAGAAGCUUCAGUGCCUUCCAUGUAAACGAAAAUUCCCUUCUGUGCAUAAUCUAAGAAGACAUGCUGCCAUUCAUAUUGGAUGGAAUCGUUAUCAAUGUAGACUUUGUGACUAUAAGUGUUUCGUUAAGUGUGAUUGUAUAGCACAUUGCAAUAAAGUUCACAACGCUCAAAACAAUCGUGUUGUUAUAGAUGAAAUGAUAACUCAGAUACCAGAUGACCAGUAUUUGUGUGGUCAAGAUAUUACGUCGAAUAUAACGAAUUUAGAACAGGAGAUUGAUGCUCCAGAAGUUGUAGAAGUUAACAUUACACCAGGAAACAUGGGAUUAGAAGUUAAAAUGAGAGAGAAAGGGACGAAUGAAACAGAGACAAAAAUAGUUGAUAAAAAUUCAAUAGUAGUUCAUGAAAAUGGUAAAACUCAAGAAACUAUGGAUAAUGGUAUUAAAGAAAAUAAUUUGGGAGCGGAUCAAGAUCUUAGAAAAAUGGUGAUGGAAGUUAUCUUUGGAUCUUCUGAAGUUCACUCCGCAAAACAAACAGGUGUGAAAGAAACUGAACACUCUAGUUCAAAAUUACAAAAUAAAGGGGAAGGAGCACAAUUUAAGGAUUCUAAUUUAAAGGAAAGUGCGUAUAUGCAAGACAAUUUAAGACCCCAGCGUCCUAUUCGUAACAAAAUAAAGCCUCUAAAUAAGGAUUUCAUCUACGAUUUAAAGGAGGUCACAUUUCGUAAAGAUUCUUUGAUCGUGAAAUCUUUAAACAAGCCACUUGCCAAAAAAUCUCCGGUACAGGAAGACGACAAUUUGGAGAAAGAUUUAGACCAGCCGUCCAAGCGUUUUAAACCUAUAGAAAAUGAAGAAAUAUUAAUUCCUUGUGCAAAUAACUCCAUAGUAAACAAAUGCGAAAUUGAACUCAGUAGAGGUUUUAAAAAUAGUUUUACUGUUUCUCAGUGCCGCAAUUAGUAAACAUUGUAUCAUAAUAGAGUCUCCAUUCAGUCAGCAAUAUAUUGUUUAAAUUGAUAUUAUUCAUCUUGAUGAACAAAUUUUUAGUAAAUUUUUAAAUUGUAUUCUUCACAAAUAUAUAUAUAUAUAUGUAUGUAUAAUGCAUAUUUGUCCAUUAAUGUUAGUAAAUUUAAGAUAUUUAAAAAUAUUAAAUAUUUUCACUUUUGUCGUGCAUUAUUAAGAAUUUAAUUCUUCAACACAUUAUUUUCUUAAUUAAUCCGAAAUUUUUAUUUUCUGCUAUAUGUAGAUUUACUUAAAAAGUUAUCUAGAAUAUGUAAUAAUAAAAAAGAAAAGAUAGCAAAAUGUAGAUAAUAACACAUUUUUUUAUGUAAUACUAGUUAUAUGAAGAAAAACAUUAUUAAAAUUUGUAAUGUAUUGUAUGAUAAUUCAUACAAUAUAAUUGUUGUUUAACGCAGUCUAAUUAUUUUGUUUUGUUUCUUUCAGAUUAAUUAAACGCAGAUAUUCAAAUAAAUUUAUUUUAGAUUUGUAUGUUUAUUGUGUUUUAAAUUAUUACAAGCAUUCAUAACUAUUUUUGGUUUUUAUAGAUUAGGGUGAUAUUAUUUUUUUAAUUUAGAACUGAAAAAUAUUCUAAAUAAUAAUAAUUUGUGAAAACUAUUAAGGAAUAAAUAUGUCAUAUAUAAUUUCACGUUAUAUAUAGAUAAUUUAUAUGCUUAUACAAUAUUAAUAAGUUAUAAAUAUAUAGAAUAACGUAAAAAUAAGCAGAAAAAUUCUAACAUGGGAUUAAAAAAACAUGGAUUAUUUAUAAAUGUGUACAAAUAGAAAAUGAUUAAAAAAAUCAUCUUGUAAAAAUAAAUUAUAAAUAUAUGUAUGUGAUGGUUAUAGUUAUAAUAAAAUAUCUGCAAUAGCUUUAUUGGAUUUUUAAUAUUUUAUUGAUUAAUAAAUUAAUUUCAUUUGUAACAUUAUGCGAUGAUAAAAUAAUAAUUAGACAAAAUAUGUAAUAUGUAUCAUGUAUAGGCAAUGUUUGGCUUUUCAUUUAAAUUUAAAUGUUAUUAAAUUAAUUUUCAUUUAAAUAAUUGUUUACGUAGACUCAUUUGUUAUUUGAAAGUUGAAAAUUAAAUUGAUCAGAAGAGUUGUUGAACAGUUGACGGGUGUUUUAAAUAUACAUAUUUAGCAGAUUAGGCAUUUAAAUUUUGAGUUAAGUCUUAAGGGUCCCCGGGACAACAAAAAGUUAUUUAAAGCAGGUCCGUAGUAAACAAAAGAUUAAGAACCGCUUGUGUAUAUAUUUGCGUAAAGGCGCGAAAACUUUCAACGGUAUGAUUUGUUUAUGUUUGAGAUGCUAGCCACUGAUUAGUCAAGAGAGCUCCUAUCACAGCAAAGUUUCCGCCAUUGGUAGAAGAACUACCGCGACAGGUACCUGUGGUAGAUGCGCGGCAAACAGCAUCGAGAGACAGCGUUUCUUUUUCUGCUCGUGUCAGUGUCUCGAGAAAUCUGUUAGUACGGAUGACGCCGGUAAAAUUAUUACAAUUCGAUUCUAUUAUCUUUACAAUGGUGAUAAACAGUGACGUGGUGUGAAGUGCAUUAUUUGCGUUAACCUUCUAAUUUCCUGGAACCUUUUGCUGAAGGAUUUUAGGCGCGGUAUCGUAAACUUACAGAUACAGUUUCAGUCUCAGUGAAUGAACGAGGCUAAAAUGGGCUGUGCUUCGCAGUGUGCCAAGUAUUUUCUAUGUUUCUUCAAUUUCGUUUUCUUCGUAGCCGGAGGGGCUGCGUUGGCGGUUGGAGUUUGGCUCUUCAUCGAUAGCAAUUCUUUCACUGAUCUCGUCGGCAAACUCGAUCAGUCGGACAUUUUG